AUGGACGCGGCCUCGGGAGCGGGGUUUGCUCUGGGAGGGGCCUGGGGGCGGGGCCUCCAUAAAGCCUCGAGGCUAGUUGGCUCGCGCUUCCCUUCGGCGCUGAGCAUGUUCGCUGGCACCCUAGGUGACCGCGGGCUCCUGCUGCUGCCGCCGCUCCUGCCGCUGCCGCAGGUGGCGCUGGGCUUCGCGGAAGGCAGCUGCGACCCCUCGGAUCAGUGCCCGCCCCAGGCCCGCUGGAGCAGCCUGUGGCACGUGGGGCUUAUCCUGCUCACUGUCGUCCUGCUGCUGCUGUGUGGGGUCACGGCCAGCUGUGUCCGGUUCUGCUGUCUCCGGAAGCAGGCGCACGCCCAGCCACACCUGCCAUCAGUACCUGAGCCUUGCGACCCGACAGCCAUCCCCGCGGACAGUGACAGCCCCGUGCACAGCACUGUGUCAUCCUACAGCUCCGUGCAGUACCCGCUGCGCAUGCGGCUGCCCCUGCCCUUUGGGGAGCUGGACCUCGACUCUAUGACCCCUCCCGCCUACAGCCUGUAUGCCCCUGAGCUGCCGCCCUCCUACGAAGAGGCCGUCAAGAUGGCUAAAACCAGACAGGAAGAGCCACCCCCCUCCCAGGAGGCCAACCCCCUUCCUGAGGCCUCAUGCCUAGAGCCCCCUCCAGGGCCCCAGGAGUGGGGCCGCAAUGCCCAACACCCCUGGCUGUAGCCCUGGUGCCCCCGGAAGGGGCAGGAAAGCUCUCCCGAGCCUCCCGAUGCCAUCAGCCACUCUGUGCUCACAGGGGACUGUGCAAGGGCACC
Molecule: messenger RNA, 794 nt
Organism: Balaenoptera acutorostrata (minke whale)
Lineage: Eukaryota; Metazoa; Chordata; Mammalia; Artiodactyla; Balaenopteridae
Gene: TMEM52
Product: transmembrane protein 52
Exons: 5
Coding region: 1-702 (233 amino acids)
Source: RefSeq, a predicted model, not a curated record